AUGGACGAGGGCUGGACGGCCGAAUGCGGUGAAAGCUUCAUGAUUGAGACGCGUCUUCGAGGAAUGAGCUCGAACAGGGCUGUUGCCAGCAAGAUUCCGGCCGCCAACCCUCCACCAUCAAAAGCUUCUCCGUCCCCAGCCCUUCCUUGUAUCGUCGUUCGGUACGUAAAUGAAGCAGACUGGGCCAGCUCCGCGUUCAACGGCGGCGAUUGUACGCUGCGGCACACCAUGGAUGAGGUACAGGACGCGCCGCACUAA
Colletotrichum costaricense is the source of this 258-nucleotide messenger RNA. RefSeq lists its product as uncharacterized. Bases 1 to 258 code for a protein of 85 amino acids. The transcript has 2 exons. NCBI's taxonomy places the organism in Eukaryota, Fungi, Ascomycota, Sordariomycetes, Glomerellales, Glomerellaceae. The record is from RefSeq and is a predicted model, not a curated record.